This is a messenger RNA of Botrytis deweyae, 747 nucleotides long. RefSeq lists its product as uncharacterized. The transcript has a single exon. The coding region runs from base 1 to 747 and encodes 248 amino acids. NCBI's taxonomy places the organism in Eukaryota, Fungi, Ascomycota, Leotiomycetes, Helotiales, Sclerotiniaceae. The record is from RefSeq and is a predicted model, not a curated record.
AUGCCAUCUCAACCACCCUUCGCAUCUCAUGAAUCACUGCAGGAUCUCGAGGAUACUUUGUUCCUCGAAAACAUGCCUGUAGAGUUCAGCUCCCUCAAACAAGCGCGCCUCUACUUUGAUAUUCUCAAUCGACAUGGCUUAAACUGGUACGCAGAUUGCAAUUACCAAUGUCCAGGAGAACGAGAUCAUCCAACCGAAGUUGAUCGUCUAUGUCCAAAUUCAAAGCCAAAGAUAUACUCAGAAGAUGUCUUGGCCUAUGGAGCAGCUAUCGAUAGAUGGUCGAGGGCAUUCACUUGCAUUUUUAAAUCUAGUCGUUCACGUUCUCGAUCAUCAUCACCUUACCAAAUUGCAACAGCGUUGAUGAUCAAACAAAUCUGCGUGCGUCUUGGUCUCCCACAGAUCACAAUUAGUGAGCAUCAGAUCACAGCUUUAUGCGCUGCGCUACUUGAGUUUGGAGUCGAGAUUCUGGAGCCGAAUAACAAGAACCAAGCUUUCAAGUGGGUAAAUGACGGUUUAGUAACAAGUCUGUUUCUCGUAACCCAAAGAUGUCCCGAUGAGAAGAUGAAAAGCAGAGCAUUGGAGCUGCUGUGGAACCUUGCAAGGCGCGGGAAUCUUUACGAAAAUUCUAUUCUAGUGGAGACAAUUCCUCGCUCGAAGUUGGGCCUGGAAAAGAAUCCUUCGGAAGACACACGAUGGGAGCUUCGCAAUAUAAUCACUGGCCACUUGAGUUGCUGGAGUGGUCGGUAA